GUUCCGUGUAGACCGUGUUCGUGUUGAAUAUUGUGCAGAAUUAUUAUUAUUAUUAAUAUUAUUAUUUAUGUUACCAUAAAAUAUGAUAAUUCGACCAAACUAUACCAAUAAUGUUAGAUAAGAAAAAAAAAUGAUGUUAUUUUUGUUGAUAAUUUUUAAAUACCUACUACGCCUUUCCUAAAUCCGAACUUACUGUUACGUUAAACGUUAAACGACUUAAACUUAACUGACUUAGUAAUAAGUAUUUAGUAUUUACACAUAGUACCUAAUAUAUAUUUUUUUUAUCCAUUAAUAAUAGUCAAUAUUUAAUAGGUAUGUCUAAAUGGAAAUAUGAUAUGGAAAUAGAAAUGUAUCACAAGCAAUUAAAAUUGCAUAAAAGAAAAAUAAUAAUAAUAACUGCUAUUUUAGAAGAAUUACAUCAUACAAGGUAGUAAUAAAUAAGUUCGCAGACUUCAUUAGUAUUCUCAAUACAAUAGUAAUAGGUAUUGUAAAAUACUAAAAGCAUUUAUUUAUGCUGUAUUCUAUAUACUUCAAUCGUAAAAACAUUAUUUUUUUUUUUAAUAGCAGAUAUUUAUUUCUGUGUUUUAAAUCAUAAAUUACUAUAUUUAUAUAACAUACAAACACAAUUUGUUUAAUUCACUACUACCACUUCACACUCAAUGAAGUCAAACAGGCUAUCCAAAAAUACACCUUAAAUAAGUCCCUGGGCGGCUGGGCUAUGACCUAAUUACUGCUGAAGUACUGAAGUAGUUAGAUGUCUCCCCAAAAAAUGUUAUAGUACUUGUAACAUAUAUAUGUAUUUAAUGGAUGCUUGAGACUCUUACUUUUCAAUCUUAUACUAAUUUAAUGGAGUAUUCAAAUACCCACUUAUUUUUCAAUUCUUCAUGACUCAUGAGUAUUUAUUCUAAAUACUUUUUAAAAUUAUUUUAUCCUAGUCUUUUAAUUACCAUAGGUUUGGUUAUUUAAAGUAGUGACAUUAAUAUUCUGUCCUAAAUUGUUUUAUAUUUUGUUCCAUAGUAGAAAAACAAAUAGGUGGCACGUACGUCCAAUAUUUAAGGAAAGAAAAACUCAUGGACAUUACCACUGUCUAUUAGCAGAGUUUCAACUAUCAAAUUCUGCUAUGUAUUAUAAUUUUCUUAGAAUGAGCUCAAUAUGUUUUGAACACUUGGUUCAACUGAUUGGUCCAAGUAUACAGCGUGUACCAUCUCGGCCUGAUAUAUUAUCAGUUGGUGAACUUUUAACAUGUACUCUUAGGUAAAUUACUCAUAUUGAAAAUGUAUUCUAAUCAAGGUACUUUUCAAGCAAAUUUUUAAAGUUUAAUCUGAUAGAAACUGGUACAUUGUUUUAUCUUGUAGAUAUUUGGCCUCUGGUGACAGUAUGAUGGAUAUAGGUUAUGCCUUUAGAAUAGCACAACCUACAGUUUCAAAACUUAUUAGACAAUGCUGUACAACUUUAUGGGAUAUUUUAUGCAAUAAAGUAGUUACUUGGAAUUAUUUUUUAAAAUAUUUACAUGUGUCUAUAAUCAAGUAAAUUACUUUAAAUUUUAAACAUAUUGACUUCAUUAUUUUAAGGUACUAAUGAAACCACAAACUGAAAAUUGGAUAUCUAUAGCCAAUGAAUUUAAUAUGAAGUGGAAUUUUCCAAAUUGUGUUGGGAGUAUUGAUGGCAAACAUGUUGUUCAUCAGGCAUUUGCAAACAGUGGAUCUACUAACUACAACUAUAAAGGGACCCAUAGUAUUAUUCUUUUAGCUGUUUGCGAUGCAUCAUAUUGCUUCACUUUAGUUGACAUAGGAGCUCCAGGCAGAUGUAGUGAUGGUGGUGUUUUUAGAAAUUGUAAUUGGGGUAAACAAAUAAUUAAUAGAACAAUUGAUUUUCCUGAUGCUAUUGAAAUUGAUGAUGAAAAUGGUCCCAUACCAUAUUGUGUUGUUGCUGAUGAAGCAUUUCCUUUAUUAACAAAUGUUAUGAGACCAUAUCCAGGUAGAUCAAAAGGAAAUUUACCUGAAGAUCAAACCAUUUUUAACUAUAGGUAACAACUAAAAACUAAAAAGUAUUCAUAUAAAAGAUGUUAAAUUUAAAUAUAUAAAGAAAUCAAUUUAAUUAUUAGACUUAGCCGUGCAAGGCGUACUAUCGAAAAUGCCUUCGGUAUAUUAGCUAGCAAAUGGAGAGUAUUUCGAUCACCUAUAAUAGGAAGUGAGAAAACUGUUAUAGCAAUAACCAAAGCUGCAGUUGUCUUACACAAUUUUGUUAGAAUAUAUGAAAAAACUACAGGCGAAUCUCUGUACUGUCCAGUUUCAUUAGUUGAUAGAUACGAAAAUGGAAGACUUAUAAGAGGACAAUGGAGAAAUGAUAUAACCAAAGCAUUAACUCCCAUAGGUCAACAA
Molecule: messenger RNA, 2381 nt
Organism: Myzus persicae (green peach aphid)
Lineage: Eukaryota; Metazoa; Arthropoda; Insecta; Hemiptera; Aphididae
Exons: 3
Coding region: 1578-2030 (150 amino acids)
Source: RefSeq, a predicted model, not a curated record